This is a messenger RNA of Ornithodoros turicata, 1832 nucleotides long. RefSeq lists its product as uncharacterized. The transcript is spliced from 9 exons. The coding region runs from base 615 to 1730 and encodes 371 amino acids. NCBI's taxonomy places the organism in Eukaryota, Metazoa, Arthropoda, Arachnida, Ixodida, Argasidae. The record is from RefSeq and is a predicted model, not a curated record.
GAGUACUAUAUUUAUUUUUCAGCUUACGAGACAUUCUUUCAUUCAGGUACUAUCCAUUUAAGAAUAUUGGCCCAGGUAAAAUUGCCAUUGCAACGGUAUCUCUAGUAACAGUGCUGGGAUCAGCACUUGUGCUACUGCUCGUGUUUCUGCCAACGGGACAUGUUGAUAUCGACAAAGAUGACGAGGGCCUUCAUCAUUUGGCACUUGGCGAAGACUUGGAUCUGACACAAGCGACGAGGUCAACGACGACUACAGGAAAGACAACAGAGCCAGCGACUGAACCGGACACCACCGAAUUUGCACAAGACAGUUCUACGACGACGCAUCGCACGUCGACUGCCUCCAGGAAGCCAAGCAGCAGUUCAACUCCCAGCGUUUUUAGCAGCAACAGAGUAUCUACAUCUACCUCUUCUUCUAAGAGUUUCCCCAUCGAUACCUCCCGUAUCAAAGUUAGUCCAAGCACACAAAGCAACCGAAAGGAGGGAAAAUCAAGUUCACCCGAGAGCACAAAGAAAGCCGUUGUUCCCUUCGAGGGCCGGGCGGCCGUCAACAUCUCGCGUAAACGCACAUCAAAACCGCUUCUGUGCACCUACGGAAAUGAUGCGGUAAAAGUUAUGACUCCGUUCCCGGACGACGGCCUCUGCGACUUUCUCUUUCUUGAGUCCGUCACCAUAAAUGAAGCCGGAAAGUUGGUCUCGGAGGUUCAACUGUACGAUGCCCUACGACGUCUGCGAACAUACGCUAAGACCGUUACUAAAACUGUCGCAGGGAUAUCAUUCAGCAACAGAAACCUUUCGGCCAUUAUAUCGAGCAUGAAAUCUCGAAAGGGAUCGCAAGAGUUCAAAGAGCUGCGGAAAGACAACGUUUUUGGUUACGGCGUCUUGCGUGCAACGCUUCAUAAAUCGACAUCUGUGAAAGAAGUGGAUGACAUUACCACGCUCUUUAGGGCGCUCCGCAAGCUUCAGAAGCGUAACAAGCCUUCCAACACCACUGAAGUUCCUCAUGGGAAAUCCUAUGUUGUCUUAGGUAUGGUAAUUCUCAGCGAGGGAACGAGGGCUGAAAAGGCUCACGUGCGUGCCCUGUUCGAGGACGCCAUAUCUAGAAAUCAGUUGAACGCAUUGAUCCUGAGGGUGGACUACAACACGGAUCACCAUACAGACCCGAAGUGUCGUAUCACCGGUCCGAACGUCUGGAAUGGAAGUUAUUACGAAGACCAACCAACGUAUGCAAACACGUUAGCUUUCUUGAAGACUGUGAACUAUCCUAAGGGCAUCAUCGUGGCAUUCUCAUUGUCGACUGCUGCUCACUUUUAUCAGCUGCCCGAGACUAAUCGCACAUCAGUGCUCGGCGUCGGAGGGCGCUGCGUGGAGCGCACGGAGAAUGGGGGUCUGCUCACGACACGUGCUAAUGUUUGUGAUACUGACGGCGUGUCUCAAGCAAAUAGCUCGGUUGACCCGAAUUCUAUUCAAAGGUACGUCGUCGACUCGGAUGAGCAAGGCUUCUUUUUCGUCUAUGAUGACAUCAGCACAGUAAGGACAAAGAUGUGCUUGGCAUCAAAAUUUAAUCGGAAAUGGCGAUUCAGCUGGGCUGCUGUCAACAUCGACAUGGCAGAUGACUUAUCUGCGUGUAAUCCAAACAUGACGGAGACGUUUCCCACCCUUCGUUACAUGAAGAGCCACAUGAACGGCCAAUUCGGAAAAGAAGCCUGCACGAAGUUGGUGAUUGAGUGACACCUGACGGAGAAGGAAGUAACCUUCCGGUCUUAUCGCUGCUGUCGAGAGUGACUCGAGGUAACGUCAGUCUUCUUGCAAGAAUAAAGUGCGAAGUGAAGG